This is a messenger RNA of Cherax quadricarinatus, 1937 nucleotides long. NCBI's taxonomy places the organism in Eukaryota, Metazoa, Arthropoda, Malacostraca, Decapoda, Parastacidae. The record is from RefSeq and is a predicted model, not a curated record.
AUCGCUGGCGUUUAUUUGGGUAGAGGUGAAUGUGGUGAUCAGACGCGUGUGAAAGUGAUAUAUAUAUAUAUUUAUAUUACCAGGAGAGUGUCGGUGUUCUGUCUGGAUAGAAUGAAUUAAAUAGAGAGUGAGAAUGCUGAGUCUGGGACCACAUUUGAUGUUUUCCAGACCUUUGGCAGCUGCAAAGUUUCAGCCGAAUUUGCUGAAGAUCGCUACUAGUGGUUCACACAUUUCCUCUGCUCCCUCUUACAGAACCCAAGUGAAAAACAAAAAAGAGAUCAGUUUUGUGUAAGACCUCGUGUGAGAUCAUACACACACCUGAUUCGUUUUCCAUGCGUCCUUCACCUUUCUGAUGGAGAUGAUCUGGUCGGGUAUAUAAGACUCAACACACUUGUGAUACGCCACUCUCAGCUGUCUCUUGACGCCAACAUGAUCUUGAAAGUGAUAUUGUGCACCUUGUUGGCUCUUGUGGGGGCAGAAAACCUCCCGUCGACUUUUUACGGAGCACCAGCCAGAACUAGUGGAAGCUUCGGCACUUCGUCAGUUAGAAGCUCGGCAGCUGGUUUCGGAGGAACAUCAGCAGGCUUUGGGACCUCAGCUAGUGGAAUUUUUGGAGGAUCGGCCGGUGGAGCCUUCGGAGGUUCUGUUGGAGGCUCUGGAAGGCCAACUGGUGGAGCCUACGGAGGUUCUGCUAGAGGAAGCUUUGGUAGGCCAGCUGGUGGAGCCUUCGGAGGUUCUGCUGGGGGAAGCUUUGGAAGACCAGCUGUUGGAGCCUUCGGAGGUUCUGCUGGGGGAAGCUUUGGAAGGCCAGCUGGUGGAGCCUUCGGAAGCUCUGCUGGGGGAAGCUUUGGGAGGCCAGCUGGUGGAGCCUACGGAGGUUCUGGGGGAGGUUUUGGAAGGCCAGCUGGUGGAGCCUUUGGAGGCUCAGUUGGUGCAGGUUUUGGGGGAGCUGGAAGCGCAAGUUCCUUCAGUGGAGGUUACAAACCUUCAGGUCCCGUAGUCCCCAUCUUAAGAGACGACCGUCAGGGACCUGAUGCGUAUGGAAACUACAAUUUCAACUUUGAGACUGGUGAUGGCAUCAGUCGCCACGAGAAAGGUGCCCCUCAGGGUCCAACUGGCGCUGUGGCAGCUCAGGGAGGAUGGUCAUUUACUUUCCCUGAUGGAACUCCCGCUGUAUUCAACUUCGUAGCAGAUGAAGGUGGUUACCGCGUGGAGUCUGACCUGGUGCCCACGCCCCAUCCUCUUCCCGCCCACGCUAUCGCCCAGAUCGAGAAGGCUCGUCGGGAAGAUGCUGCCGCAGCUGCUGCAGGUGGACGUGGAUCAUACGGCGUUGCUUCAGGUUCCACCACUCAAUUUACUGGAGCACCUGCUGGUGGCUUUGGCGGCGCACCUGCUGGUGGCUUUGGCGGCGCACCUGCUGGUGGCUUUGGCGGCGCACCUGCUGGUGGCUUUGGCGGCGCACCUGCUGGUGGCUUUGGCGGCGCACCUGCUGGUGGCUUUGGUGGCGCACCUGGUGCUGGCUUUGGCGGCGCACCUGGUGCUGCCUUUGGCGGCGCACCUAGUGCUGCCUUUGGCGGCGCACCUGGUGCUGCCUUUGGCGGCGCACCUGGUGCUGCCUUUGGCGGCGCACCUGGUGCUGCCUUUGGCGGUGCACCUGGUGCUGCCUUUGGCGGUGCACCUGGUGCUGGCUUCGGAAGCCCAAGUCGUGGUGGCUCUCCUGCGGCUCCCAGUAGACUUUACGGCGCCCCAUAAGCAGUGACCCCAUAAUUCUCCUGUCAUUCAUUAGAAAUUUUCUCGCUUGAAACCUCAUUGAUUUGUGUGAUGACUUUCAUGUGUCAGUAACGCUAAGUUAGUUUUUAUCUUAAGUUACAUCUUCUGCCGUCGCUCGGACAAUACGCUUAUUACUCUUACUUUUACGUAUUUAGUAAAAAUAAAAU